AUGUCCUUGUCUAUCAAUGUUCCUUAUGGAAACAACCGAACUAAAUGUUUGCAAGAACAAGCUAUCCAUACAUGUAGACUUAAAAACUGGUCAGGAUUGAUCCACAUAAUGGCUCUAACAUCUGUGCUUAAACGCCCUAUAUUUUCCGUUUACCCCGAGGCAAGUCCACUAAUAUGUCCACUGUUUCAUGGCCUUAUACGUCCGCGUGAUUCAAACAUGUCACAGGAUGGAACCCACGUCAACCUUUUAUAUAUCAUGUUUACCAGAGAUGAUGAUUUGGAUAGCAGAAAAUCGGUAGGAUUUCAACCAAACCAUUUCUGUCCUUUGAUUUUCAAUAACGAUGAUGACUUUCUACUAAACAAAAGCGACUUUCCACCAUUGUUUUCAGAACUCCCACCUCAAAAGAAUGAUUUCCCAACUACCUUGAAGCGGGCAAGAAAAAAAUUUCGUCCGAUAAAAAAUAAUCGACAAAACCGCAAAAAUGUUGGUAAUGAUAAAAAACCGAAAGCUGCAUUGUCUUGUUUCACCUGUAGGGACGAGUUGCUGUCCAAAAGUAAUGCCAAAGACCCAAUGAAAGUAAUUCCUGAAAACGCCUGUUGUGAAUCCAACAGCGCGAAUGAAACACAACUUUCCAUGAAGUGUCUUUUGCGAUCAUGGUUCAACAGAAAAGGUCAAGAAUUGUCAAACGAAGGGGAUGAAAACUACAUAGCGCCUGUACUAAACGGCAAGGCAAGUGAAACACAACUUUCCACGAAGUAUCUUUCACAAUCAUUGUUCAAUAGAAAAGGUCAAGAAUGGUCAAAUGAAGGGGGUGAAAACUACAUAGCGCCUGUACUAAACGGCAAGCCAAGUGAAACACAACUUUCCACGAAGUGUCCUUCGCAAUCAUUGUUCAAUAGAAAAAGUCAAGAAUGGUCAAACAAAGGGGAUGAAAACUACAUAGCGCCUGUACUAAACGGCAAGGCAAGUGAAACACAACUUUCCACGAAGUAUCUUUCGCAAUCAUUGUUCAAUAGAAAAAGUCAAGAAUGGUCAAACGAAGAGGAAAUGAAAACUACAUAG
Molecule: messenger RNA, 1062 nt
Organism: Paramuricea clavata
Lineage: Eukaryota; Metazoa; Cnidaria; Anthozoa; Malacalcyonacea; Plexauridae
Source: the annotation of a GenBank genome assembly